This is a messenger RNA of Iphiclides podalirius (scarce swallowtail), 1932 nucleotides long. NCBI's taxonomy places the organism in Eukaryota, Metazoa, Arthropoda, Insecta, Lepidoptera, Papilionidae. The record is from the annotation of a GenBank genome assembly.
AUGGCAGCCAAGGCACUAGCGGCCACAAAUAAAAAGCCUUUCAUGGGUCGUCCAAUAUUUGUAGCAUGGGCUGUUCCAAAACAUAAGUAUGUGAAUCAAGAGCAAGUGAAAAAAGAAAUCUUGUUACCUGAAGAGGAAGAUAAAAAUAAAAUAAGAAUAAAUCGUAAUGCUCGUCUGAUAGUUCGUAAUGUUUCAUUCAAGGCUACAGAAGAGUUACUCAAGGAACAUUUUGAACCCUAUGGUAUAAUUCAAGAGGUCAAAUUGUUAAAGAAACCAGAUGGAAAACUGGUUGGAUGUGCUUUUGUACAUUUCAAAAAUGUACCCAUGGCAAAAAAGGCGCUGUUAAACACAAACAUGAAGCCAUUUCUGGGCAGGCCAAUAUCAGUGGAUUGGGCUGUUGCUAAAGAUAAAUAUAUGCAACAUGUGGUCUCUCAGCAAAUUGAGAUGGAAGAAAAGGUAAAGAAGGAAGAAUCAGACAGCGAUUAUGAAGACAACAAGCCGUUGAAUAUUUCUAAUGAGGAGCUAAAGCAAGAAGUUAAAAGUGAAUCUGAGGAUAGUUCUAAUGCUGAUAGCAGUAAUGAUGAAGAAGAUAGCUCUGACAAUGACAAUGAUGAUGAUGUUGAGGCGGAAGAGGAAGAUGAUGAAGAGGACUCUGAUGAUGAGCAAGAAGAUGCCAACAUGGAGGACAGUAGACACAUUGCCAGUACUCAAACUGAGAAGAUACGUGUAAAGCUCAAUGAUGCCGAAGAUGGUCUGACCGUAUUCUUGACUAAUGUUCCAUUCAGUGUUGACAAUGAUCAACUUAAGGAGUUUGCUGAGAAGACUGGUCCGGUGCAAUACGCACUCAUUUGUUUGGAUAAGUUGACUGAGCAUUCUAAGGGUUCAGGAUUUGUUAAGUUUGUGAACCAAGAAGACACUUCUAAAUUCCUAUCUUUACCACCUGACCAAUUACGUCUCGAGGGCCAGGUGAUGGUGGCGAAGCCGGCUUUGAAACGGGAAAACCUGCAGAAGGGCGAUAAGAAGCAGCCAAAGGAUAACAGGAACCUUUACCUUGUUAAAGAAGGAGUGAUCGUGGCCGGCACGAAGGCGGCGGAGGGCGUCUCCGCGUCGGACAUGGCGAAGCGGCUGACGCUGGAGCGCAGCAAGACCCAGAUGCUGAAGAAUCUGAACAGGUUCGUGUCCCGCUACCGGCUGGUGGUGGCGAACCUGCCCGCGCAGUGGGACGACCAGCGUUUGCGGCGCGAGUGCGUCCGCGCCGCGGGCCGAACUGCGUGCGUUACGGAAGCGCGCAUCAUGCGCGACCUACGCGCUCCGCCCGACCGCCAGGGGAGGCACCCGUCCAAGGGCUAUGGUUUCGUGAUGUUCACACGCCACGAGGACGCCCUAUCCUGUCUCAGGAAGCUAAACAAUAACCCAGACAUCGUGGACAGGAAUAAUAGGCCAAUAGUCUCCUUCUCCAUCGAAGACCGGACAGCGCUGAACGCGCGCAAGAAGAGACUGGAGAAGUCAAUCGCGAACAAUCCGCUCGCUAAGAGUGGGGAGCAAUCCGACCAGAAAGAGGAAAAUAGGAACGGCAAGGGCAGGAAGAGGAAGCAGAAGACUGCCCCGGACGAGAGCUACGCGAAGAGGAGAAGGUUCGACAAGUCACGGGAGCAGAGCGCCGUCGGCAAGUUCGUCAGGAGGCCAAUCGACGAGACCGAGUAUUCGGGGCUGACUGCCAAGGAGGGGGGGCAGAGCAAGAUGAGGAACAACCACAAGCUGCACGCCCAAGCGCAGAUCCACAGGGAGAACGUGAAGAGGGAGAAGAAGAGCGGCAAGCGCGCGUCGCGAUUGAAGAUGGCCGCCCGCGAGAGGAUAAAGCAGCCCAAACAGAAGGUCAACAGGGACAAGGGCGCCGGCAAGAGGAAGAAGUACAAGAACAGGAGUUUGCGC